UAAUGAGGAAACACUUUCAUAACAUGGCGUUGGGACAAAACACAGAUUGUAUUUAAUUAAUGGAUGUGUGACAUCGACAUUGUUCAUCUACAGGAAGCGCCGGCAGGGGAGACAAACUGUAGUACGACCUGGUUUCAGUGGUAGUUUGUACAUAUACAUUAAACGGAGUCGAAGAUGGCCUCUGCUCUGGCUAACAGAGCAAUGGGAGCCAUUGUUGGAUCAGCUGUUGCAGAUGCAGCAGCGCAGCCCCUCCACUGGGUGUAUGACCUCCAGAAGCUGCAGGGGAUUCUGGCUCAGGAUCCAAACCCCGAGUUCCGCUCUGAGUCCGCCAACCCGUUCUACAGGAGGCAGACGGGCCAGCAGAGCUGCUAUGGAGACCAGGCGUAUGUUCUGCUGGAGUCCCUGUCUGAAUGUGGAGGUCUAAAUGUGGAGGAUCUGAAGCAGCGCACGCUGAAAUUCUUCGGUCCUGGAUCAGAGUAUGACACGCCUAUCAACGAUCCUUACAGAGAGAGAGGAGGGCCAAGACCGCAGCUGCCCAUCGAGGGACCAUGGAGACAUGCAUGUUUAAAGGGCUUCCUGAAGAAUGUGGACGCAGGCAAAGAGGAGACAGGAUGUGAGAACGACUGUCAGAUCGAUGGAAUAGCCAAACUGGCUCCUGUAGUGGCUUUUUAUGCAGGAAAGCCUGACAUGCUGGAGAAGGUUGAGCAGGCCACUCGUGUCACCCAGAACAACGACGCAUGUGUGGCAGAAACUCUGGCAGCAGCAAGGUUCCUGGAGCAUUUCAUCCUGAAUGGUCCUGACCCUAAAGCCUUGGACGCAGUGCUCGAUCAGCUCAGUGACAACAACAGAAAACAGCCGCAGGACCUGGACAAAGCAGUCGUCGGGCACAUUCACCAAGUAAAGGAGAAUCUCUCCAGGACUCCUCGGGAGCUAAUCCCCACUGUGUUUCCAAACACCUGAGGUUUGCCAGGUGCGUUCCAAGCAGCGCUGCAUGGAGUCCUGACAGCAAAGCAGUAUGAGCAGGCUGUCAGAGAUACCAUGAGCUGCGGGGGAUGCACCUGCAGUCGAGGAUCCUUCAUUGGGGCAUGUCUUGGGGCACAGACUGGACUGGAGGGGAUUCCAUCUUCCUGGAUGACCAAAACCCUGCGAUACGACUCAGUGUUGGCACAUGCCAAGAAGAUAACCAAACACCACCAAUAGUUUCCUGGCAGUGAGUGUGUUUACUAUCUAAGGUGGCUAAGAGCAUCAUGAAAAGCUGUUGAGCUUUCACAGAACAAUGAAUGAAGGUUCUUGUCUAAACUGUCGAACGGCAGGAGCCAGAUGUUUUUGUCUCUGUUGAAGUUAAACAUGUUGGUUCAGAUGUACUGGCACAAGUUUAUCUACAAUAAAGUAAUUCUAAAAAUA
Messenger RNA from Seriola dumerili (greater amberjack), 1404 nucleotides. RefSeq names its product crystallin J1A-like. The record is from RefSeq and is a predicted model, not a curated record. Lineage: Eukaryota; Metazoa; Chordata; Actinopteri; Carangiformes; Carangidae. The transcript is spliced from 10 exons.